AUGCACAGGUCUGGCGUGGCGAUUGCGGACAGGAAACACGCGAUUAACAUAGCCUGUACCAUCAUUUUGGCUCCAUGUGUCUUGCGCCCUAUAGGCAGGUUGGCUCGAUUCGACGCAACACUAGCGGCAAGUGCACCGGAGCUGUGUGGAAGGGUGCACAUCUUUUUUGUUAGCGCACCUGCAUUCCGAGCGUUAAGGAAUGGUGAUGCUCACGGAAUGCAAUAUAUCUUACAUGAACGAGCUGUGUUCGACUUUUUGAAGCAGAAACGCAUCGUAGCCGAUCUACUCGACUCACCGGAGGAGUACAAGGAGGGCUUGCAUGCGAACGUUAACUAUGACACAGCUGGAGUAACAGUAGAUAACUCUUAG
Molecule: messenger RNA, 369 nt
Organism: Cylicostephanus goldi
Lineage: Eukaryota; Metazoa; Nematoda; Chromadorea; Rhabditida; Strongylidae
Source: the annotation of a GenBank genome assembly